Haliotis rubra (blacklip abalone) is the source of this 5829-nucleotide messenger RNA. RefSeq names its product CREB-binding protein-like. Bases 97 to 2247 code for a protein of 716 amino acids. The record is from RefSeq and is a predicted model, not a curated record. The transcript is spliced from 2 exons. Gene Ontology annotation, molecular function: zinc ion binding; DNA binding. NCBI's taxonomy places the organism in Eukaryota, Metazoa, Mollusca, Gastropoda, Lepetellida, Haliotidae.
AAACAUGGCGGCCGUAUGAUGAAAAGACGAUCGCUCAAUGAACAGAAUGAAAUAGACGAAGCACAUGGCAGUCGGAUGAAGGUCUGAAGACAAGCAAUGGCUGACUACAACCAGCUACCCAUUAAAAUAGAGACAGAGCAUGAGCAGUUUGUGGUUCAGCUAGAUAACUCGGAGUAUGGUGACGAGGAGCUGCUAAGUCCCAAUGAAAGUGGGGACUUCUCGGAGUACCAUGAAUAUCAGGAUGGUGGUGGGAAGCUCCGGCUGAAGCGGAGACGCAAAUGUGGGCAGUGUGGACCAUGCCAGGUCAAGGAGAACUGUGACAAGUGUCACUUCUGCAUGAGGAGGGACGUUUUAAAACAGUCAUGCAUUUAUCGAAAGUGUUUAUAUUUGAGGAAGAAAAUGCCAAGGAUCCGCUCGGACAGUUUGAAUGGAAAUAAUGGCCUUCCCAGACCAGCAAUUCCAGGUGCACCCUCAGUACAUCCCACGUCCCCACCUGUCAUGUGUGUGUCACCAAAUCAGGGUCCAAUUCAGUCCCCCAAUGAAAUAAACUCUUGUCGUCUGCCUCAAAGUAGUCCAACUUUUGUUCCAGGCUCUCAUGGGCCAAGCCCUCCAGGAGCAAGUCCACCAGGACCAAAUUCACAGUCUUCACUUCCUGAUUCAUCACGGCAGCAACACUUAGACCCUCUUCGAGGAUUCCAAGCAGAUGUCAGACAUAUGACACCUGACAAUGUCAGGCCAUUUUCACAGGAAUCAAUGCGGUCUCAUUCUGUAGAACGACCAAGGUCACUCCAGGGUGAUGUCAGGCCCAUGUCAGCAGAGGCUGUGCGCUCUCCUCCAGCUAGUCAAGUGCCACCUGCACAGUCGGAGCUGUUGAGACAAAUGCCAUCAGGGCAUUACCAAGCACGCAUUAAUCACUUACAACAUUUUCAAAACAGUCAGAUACCACAGUUGCCUAAGGAUCAAAUUGGACCUCGAACAUUUGAUCAACUUGGACCUCGAGCAUUAGAACAGUUGAGACAUCUUGGUCCUGAGCACUAUGGAGCUGUGCAGUAUGGCCAUCCCCGACAUAUGAUACCUCCACAUGGAUUACCAACUCCAUAUGGGUUUCCUCCAGGCAAUAUUCCACCUGUGUCAUCAAGCCAGAUGAGUUUACCACAGGCAUGUCGCUACAGUGUGCCCACACAGCCAGCGUUCCAUCCACAUCUUGCAUACAACUCCAACUUAAGACCUCAUUCCUUAAAUUCUUCGAAUCCUUCAGGGACACUCAUGACUCCACCUUUCUACCCCCCUCCCCCUCCUCCUGUUGCUACCAGUCUGGCCAGUAUCCCAUUGGGUCAGUAUCAUCCUCCCUCUCAAAGUACCUUCUCUGCAGGUGGAUUUGGCUCUCACCACCCUGCAAUAUAUCCAGGGGGCCUCUACCCUCCAUUCAGACCACCUAAUGAACCAUUCAUUUACCAUGCUCGUUUGCCACCACCAUCGUCAGUGUUUUCAGAGCAUGCAAGCCAAAUGUCACAAUUUCGGGACCAGUAUUUAAAAAAGGCAGAAGAUGAGGAAGAAGAUUGUAAGAAGUUUGAUAUUUUCCGACUCACCAAGAAGAAUGAUGCAGAACUGAUGCGUGAAAAGUAUGCUGAAGAAAGUGGACGUAGUUCUGUUGAUUCUGUUAUUGUUUCAGACAAGGAACAGCUGAAUUCCAAAGUACCUCUACCAAAAUCUCGUGUUGAUGAUGACCUUUUGGAACAAAUAAACAACAUCUCACGAGAGGACCAAUGCAACGUAACAAUUACCAUUGAUGAUUUAAAAAUGCAGGCAUUUAUCAGAUCAGAUGGUGUAAAUAAUUUAGAAAUUGAGAUAGAAUCUCCAAACUUGUCCCCAGAUAGUUUACCAAGAUCACCCAACAAAGAUCAUUGCCCAAACUCUUCAUCAUCAAUAGAUGCUAAAAUUUCAUCCAAAACCAGUGUUGAGAAGAUCCGUGCAGAUGAGAAUUCUGAUGGUGGUUGUAAGCAGACGUCAAAGCUGACGACAUGCAGAAAACAGACAGUUACUGGCACUGUGUGUUUGAAGCAAGACUUGGGUGAUGAAGGCAUCAUGCAGCUGGAACUGCCGGGGCACAAGGUUCAGAUCGAGGAAACUCUACUGGAAGAGCAGUUGGUCAAACAGUCUGAUAAUCCUGAAGAACUCCUUCAGUUCAUAUCAAACCAAUCACCACCAUCAUCAUCAAUGUUUCCAGAAACAAUCACCAUUAACUAAUGUCAAUGAAAACAUUGGACUGAUCAUGACAUAUCUGUGUCUGUCACAAGGCCAGGUGACUGUUGUGCGUAGUUUUAUUAUAUUCAUCAUACACUUGUGGAGGCACUGUUUUUUUUACAGACAAGCUUAUGCCUUAUUUGUGUAGAGAUGUUUUCAGAAUAUGAGUAUCAUUAUUUGUCUGUUUUGAUAUUACAUUGUGAGUUAAGGUAUUUCCACCAGUGCUAAGAUGACCUUUCAUGAAACCAUUCAUGAACUGUGUUCGUAUCACGAAUAUGGAUAAUCAUGUGUCACCUUCCAAACAGAUCUCCUGAUUUGUUCUAACAUACAUCACCAUAAUGUCUUUUGAAACCCUGUUAUGUGAAGCAUAUAGAGCAAAGACUGUGAAAAACAAACAGACCAUACAUCCAGAUAUAAAAAUAAGGCCUUAAAGCCAUAACCUGUCAAUUACCUUAAUUUGAUAAACAAAGGGUGGUGUAUAUGUAAAAUAUAUACAAGUCCUUAUUUUGUGUAUGUAGAACAGCCUAUGAACGUGCAUGGGUCAUUUUUCUUUCGUUACAGAGAUUGUAUAUUUUCAUCUGUAUGUGCCCAUAACUAUAUUACAUGGUUGUAAAUAGGUGGGAGAGUGGUCUAGCUCCAUGUCUACCAUUAGAUGUUGUGAAAUGUCAAAGUAGAACAUGAAUAUCUAUUUUUCCACAGCAGUCGAAGAGGUCUUUUGUUGUACAAUCACACCAAUCACACGAUCACCAUGUAGCUGGUUUUAUGGCUUGAUUGUGAAUUGUCUUUUGUUCAAUGCUUACUUCACAGAAACAGUAGAACUAUUUCUAUGUUUAUAACAUGAGAACUGUGUCCUUAUGGUCCCAAUGGUGUGUUAUAACACGUUUACAUUUACUUUCCAAAUGGUAUUGUAACAGGUGCAGUGGAAAUUCAAAAAGUGGUAUUGAGAACAUUUAAUUGAACUCUUUUGAAACAUUUCUCUUUCUAAUCAUUCAGUAAUAUUUGCAGUACCGUAUAUUACCGUAGAUAAGCUGACCCCCAUAGAUAAGCCGACCCCCUAUAUGACCCUUAGAAUCAAUGUCAAAAUGGUAUGUUUCGUACAUAAGCCGAUCCCCGCGGUAUCUAGUUAAGAUUUCCUGGACCCUGUCCCCCAAAGCCAUAUUGGUGCCAAGCCCAUGUGAAAUAUUGCUUUGUAGAUUGGCGCCAACACUUAGUGUUGCAAUAUGACCGUGUGCAGGAUUUGUCAGAACAAUGAAGCAACAAAUUGGUGGAUUGUAUCCUUUUGUACUAUUCAAAUCAAAGCCAAACAGCAAAUGUGUGUGUUCUCCAGAUAGAUUAUACAGGUUCAUAAGCUUUAAACUGGAAUAUGUUUCUAUUGUCAUUCCUCAUCCGUUUUGUUUUGGGCAGAGGGUUCUGAAAGCAGCGAGAGGAUAUAUAAUGUCAGCUUCUCUGCUGUUAGGAAUGUUAUGAAGAAGGUGACAUUCAUGUAUUGUCUUCUUUACGGGGUCUCAAAUGAUGGGAACAGUUUCCAGACUUUAUUGGUUACAGUGGAUUAAUGGAGUAGUGCUCUUCAAAGUUAAAUGAACAAAACAGCAAGUUACAAGUCCAAAUAUACUCCCUAUUUACCUGAACCCUAGUAUCUGACCCUUCCUGGUAUCCACUGUAGGGGUCAGGAGUUGGGUAUAGAAUGCCUGAUUGGGCACUGUUUUACCCUUCCAAGAAUAGAUUGAUAAAAUGAUCUGAUUAUGUUUACACUUAAAGUUGCCUGAAGCUAUAUGUUUACUUGAAUGUAUGAAAGUCCAAAGGAGUGUGUCCAAGAAGAGAUGUUAACAUUUGAGAUGUGUUGUGUAACCAUGGAGUUUAAUUGUUGUUGCCAUUAAAGAAUAUAUCACAUAAACCACAGGUUGGGUAGUCAUGUGGGCUCUUGGAUGACUGCUGUGUUCUGGCACUUAGUGUGUUCAGACCUGUGACAGGUAGUGCUGUAGAUAUUGUUACCCCUUUCUCUGUAGCACCUGCCUUAAGUCAUUUUGCAGCUGGAAUGUUUGAAAGCUGCUUCUUGCUUACAUAAAUAUGAUAAUAAUCCAUUGUCAGUUCUGGACAGGCUUUGUAUACACUUCCUUUGCCCGUCACCUUGGUGUUCGGCUGAUCUGCAGUGUGGUAAUGAUGUUUCUCCAGUUUUCGUCAGCUGAGGAUGUUUAAAGUCACGGAAGUCAAAUAAGCUUCGUCAUCUGUAUGAAUAUUUGUCGAACCCUGCAGCUGGGUGAUAAUUAAGCAAACUGUACAUGUUUUACGAGAAAUAUUGCUGAUGCUUGAUGAAAUGUUGGUACUCAUAAGUCCUCACUUGCUUCCAUGACUGAGUCCAAGUCUGGAUUCAUUGGUUAACAGUAAUGGUGGUCCGAUUGAUUGAAAUAAUCGAAGAUUGGUCGCAAUGACUAAACGACCAAGCAAUCGAUCAUGUUUUCUCAUAAUCAAACACAAACAAUUUUUGAACAAGAUCAUUCCAAGUCAUGAUUGAAUUUAUCUUAAAGACUCCAGGUAAUUUAUGUUCCUCACAUACUAGUCAUCCUUUAAAUAUGUCAGAUUUGCAAAAUGCAUUUUGUGCAAUUUGCAAAAACACAGACAGAACUAAUGGUUAUUUUUUGUGCAUAUCCAAACAUAACGAGGAAAAUUUGAUAAAUGACGCUAACCAAUUAUUUUCGAUGAGUGAUCGGAUGUUAUGAACCAAUCAUCAAUUGUGAGAUUUAAACCAAUUCCAAACACUAGUUAACAGUAAUACCGCCACUGUAAGGAGUGUCGUUAUGUCAGGUGAUGGAGCAAUGCAGCGUGUACAAGACAUGUGGAGUGCUGAUUUACAUUGGAUCAUUUCGAUGGUAAGGUGAAUGUUUUGUGCUUAUAGAGUUCAAGUUGUAUUAUAUAUAAAUAAAAACAGAAAUAUUAGGGAGCAGUUCAAAGUUCAGUAAACCAUAAUUCCUGGAGUUGGAGUAUUGCCUAGAUUCUGUCCCAUAAAAAAAUUAUUGUUGUAAUGUUGACAUCCUGAGAACAAAUUUGAUAAUGGGAAUGAAACUUGACAUUAUAAUAGUGCUGGUGGUGUGGUAGAGAUCAUGUGUACACAAAGAUGACAUUACUGAAGCUGCCACUCUCAGCCCAGUAAAUAGACGGUGAUUUCAGCUGUUGUUGAAUGAUUUCAACUGUGAACCCUUGAAAGGUUCAUUACUGUCUGCUGUUGAUCACUGGAUUGUCUGGUCCAGACUAAAUUAUUUACAGACCGCCACCAUAUAGCUGGAACAUUGCUGAGUGCGCGGUAAAACUAAAUUCACUCACUCAUUACUGUCAGAUGAACUAUUUCCAGUUAAUCCAGAACUGGAGGACUUAUUGUUUGUAUCUUUCGAACUGCUCUUUAUCUAGUCGUAGGGUAAUAGUAUUGACAGUUCAGAACUGGACUCUUGAGUUCAGUUGUCAGACAACAAUGUAUAUUCUUUCAUUAUUAUUUCCAAGAUAUAUUUCACUGAUUGGAUAUUGGUAUACUAUCACUGAAAAGCUCAAGGUGCACAAGGUUUUUAUUUUCCAUUUUACAGAUUUUCUGUAGCG